GCCCAUGGUUUUAUGAAAUUUGCUUAUGGGCUUGGGCAUCUCCCGAAUCCUUUGAGCCUGUUUGGCCAGUUUUCUCAAUUUUUUUAGAAAAAAAUAAAUUUAAAAAAAUGUUUGAUAACACUAAAUAAUUUUUUUUAUUAUUAGGGGUUUUCUAAAAUAUAAUUAUAUAAAUAUGAGAAUAAUUAAAAAUAAAAUAUUAAAGAUAAAAAAUAUUUUUAAAUAUUAAAAAAUGGAUUAAAAAUAUUUUUUAUUUCAAAUAAAUUUAUAAAAAAAAUUGUUAAGAAAUUCCAUAAUUUGAGAGUUGGAGACCCACAGCGUGGGAAAAAGAAAAAUAAAAGAUGGGUUAUUAGUUAUUAACGACCAUUAGGGGAUUUCGUCAUUCAGAUAGUUGGGCUCCUGUCAGGCUGUAAACGCCCAAAUUGACAAAGAAGAGAGAGAGACGUACACAGAGAAAUGGGUGGAGCUGGGCAGGUGAUGAAGAGAAUCCCACGCAUUAAAUUCCCACAAAGACACCCUAAAUCCUCAGCCUCAGCUAUGCCAACAAAUGAGGAUGCUCAUCUAAUAUUCACUUCAACGUCAGAGGUUCCAGCCCCACCCAUCAACACUGCCAUGGGAGGGAAAGCUUCUCUUCAACCCAAACGGACACCUGUUUCAGACAGAGAGAUAGAGGCCAUUCUGCUGGGUGCUCCUGAUCUUGGCUGAAGUUGAAGCACAAUGUAGUUUUGAAUUUCCAUAUCAUUUUUCCCCCUUAACUCCUGGAAUAAGAAACUGUGUUUUCUCAGGAAACUCAUGAUAAAACAUGUCUAGCGAAAGAAAGACGACCUUUGGUCACCUGACCAGGGCAUUGUAAUUUUUUGUUCAAGAAUCAAUUUCCCUGGAUGUAAUUGUUUUCUGCAUUAAGCAGCUAAAAAUCAAGGGGGCCUUUUCUUGUGGGUAACUUGAUACAGUUUCUUCUGCUUUGAAUUUGCGAUCUGGGUUUUGCUAUGUUGCCAUUAUACUGUCUUUGGUGAAAUAUUAUUGCUGGUUCAUGUUGGUUCUUGA
This is a messenger RNA of Vitis vinifera (wine grape), 1041 nucleotides long. RefSeq lists its product as uncharacterized. The transcript has 3 exons. Lineage: Eukaryota; Viridiplantae; Streptophyta; Magnoliopsida; Vitales; Vitaceae. The record is from RefSeq and is a predicted model, not a curated record. The coding region runs from base 454 to 702 and encodes 82 amino acids.